CGCAGUAGUCUGUACUACUGAUCGGCAGCGCCAUCAAAACCCCUCCCCUCUCUCUCUCUCUCUCUCUCUCGCUCUCUCUCUCUCAACUCUCAAGUGCUGAUCAUUUCCUUUUCCUCUCAGAGCCUCUCACACUCACUCCCACAAUUCUCUUUUAUUUUCCUGCUCUUCUGGCGAAAACCAACGUAUUCUUUUUUCUUUCGAGUUUCAAAUUUCCGAAAUCAUCAUUUCGCAACUGAGCGGAGCAUGAAGUUGCGGAUCUAGCUAGAUUCUCCUGAAACAUUAGAGUGAUAAUGCCAAGGCAAAACCGAGGCAUGGAUUUGAUGAUCCCUGGAAAGAUCAGAAAGCGAGGGUGCACGUCGUCCGCGUCGUCCUCGUCUUCGAUACUCCAGAACUAUAGGUUCAAGAGGGCGAUAGUGGUGGGCGGCAAGAGGGGCGGAUCGAGUACGCCCAUGCCCACAUGGAGGCUGAUGAGCUCGUCUCGAUCUCCGUCGUCCUCCACGUUCCGAAGGUCCAUGGAGUCGCCCAAGUACCCGGGCCAUGGCGGCAGGACAAAGCAACAGCAGCCGCCUCUGCAGGCCCCUGUGUCGGCGAGGAAGCUGGCGGCGACGCUGUGGGAGAUGAAUGAGAUGCCGUCUCCGAGUGUGAGGGAAGGCUCGGACGAGAGGCGGCUCAGGAAGGAGGCGGCCAUGAGAGCUAGAGAGAGGGCGGCCAGGUCCAUGCACUCGGGCUCCUUGCCUCCUCAUUUGUCCGAUCCGUCGCACAGUCCCGUUUCCGAGAGGAUGGAUCGGUCGGGAACCGGUAGCCGACGGAGGGGAACGCCGUCUAUUUCCCAGAGGCUUAGGCUUUCCGAUCAGAACAAUGUGAGAGCUGUAGAUGCUCUUAGCAAUGCCAGUUUAAUGGAGAUUGAGAGCAGCAGAUCUCGAGCGCAGACUCCUAGUGCAUCCACAGUUGGUGGGAAGACCCGUUUGAAGGAUGUUAGUAAUGCUCUAACCACAUCUAAGGAGCUACUCAAGAUAAUCAACCGUGUAUGGGGUCACGAAGAUCGGCCUUCCUCUAGUAUGUCGCUAAUCUCGGCCUUACAUGCUGAGCUAGAGAGGGCACGUUUGCAGGUCAAUCAACUUAUCCAAGAGCAGCGUUCGGACCAGACCGAGAUCAACUACUUGAUUAAGUGUUUUGCUGAAGAGAAGGCGGCGUGGAAAAGCAAAGAACAGGAAGCUGUUGAGGCUGCCAUUGAGUCUGUUGUGGGAGAGCUCGAGGUGGAGAGGAAGCUGAGGCGGCGGCUUGAGAGCUUGAACAAGAAGCUCGGGAGAGAUCUGGCAGAGACGAAAACGUCACUUGUCAAGGCCGUGAAAGAACUCGAGAGCGAGAAGAGAGCGAGAGAAAUAGUAGAACAAGUGUGUGAUGAAUUAGCCGGGGAUGUUGGCGAAGAUAAAACCCACAUGGAAGAAAUGAAGAGAGAAUCUGCAAAAAUUCGUAAAGAGGUUGAGGAGGAAAGGGGAAUGAUGCAAUUGGCCGAUGCUUUACACGAGGAGAGAGCUCAGAUGAAACUCUCGGAGGCAAAACAUCAGCUCGAGGAGAAAAAUGCAGCUGUUGAUAAAUUGAGGAAUCAACUAGAAUCCUUUAUGGGGACCAAAAGAGCUAAAGAAAGAGGGCGUAAUUCUGUGAGCCAUCCGAAUGAUAAAGACAUGAUUGCUGCCUUGUUAAGUAGAGCUCGAGUUGGUACCUAUUCCAGCGAAGAAAAAGAAGAGGAUGGAGGACAAGUAGAAGAUGGAGAAGAGUGUGAAGAAGAAGAAGACUCAGCUGAAAGUGAUCUUCAUUCCAUAGAACUGAAUAUGGACAACCAUAACAAGAGCUAUAAGUGGACUCAUGCUUCUGGGUUUCGUCGUGAUCCAAGAAUGGUUCAAAUCGAUGAAGAAGAAAUCAAAGGGAGGAAGUCUACUACCUCCGGGAGAGGACCCAGGCGAAGCACUUCUCUGCAGAGGAGUGUUUCGGAUGGCGUUGAACUACACAAUACGGAUAGGAUAGACUGGGAGAGAUUCUUGGAACUUGAAAAGCAAAAUCAAGGAAAAGAAUAUGGGAAUGUAUUGCAGGGAUACAAUAAAUCAAUGAAGGGUCUAAUGUUGUCAAGUUCUGAGAUGGGAUCCCCUAGAGUUUAUGCCAGUCCAACACGGCAAAUGGGGCCACCGUGGCCUUCCCGUGAUCAUGUCAAUGCGGCUCAGGAGCGACCUGCUGUGGCGAUGGGAUUUGGUUUAAAAUCGAGGCUGGCGGAAGCCAGAGGUGAAGGUCACGGUGCAAGAAAAUCAAGGCGGUAAGAAUGAUCAGCCUUCAUUCUUUGCAGCCUCUUGACAGGUUGUGAUGGUUGGCGGUUGUGGAUGCUGAAUGCGCUGGAGAUAGUAGUUUGGAAGAAGAAUCAAUUGAAGGCCAAUGCGAGAGAAAACAUGAGAUAGCAACGAUGGCUAUGGUUUUGAUGUAUGCUUGCUACGCCUCGUAGCCUGCUCAACGGAACGCUGUCUGCUCGUAGAAAUUUGUCUAUUCUAUAGGGUGGUGGUUGUUUUUUUGUUUUUGUUUUUGUUUUUUUGCAAUCUUUCUCACAGACCUUUGAACGGCAUAUAUAUAUCGUAAUUUUGGCC
Juglans microcarpa x Juglans regia is the source of this 2630-nucleotide messenger RNA. RefSeq lists its product as uncharacterized. The record is from RefSeq and is a predicted model, not a curated record. The transcript has 3 exons. NCBI's taxonomy places the organism in Eukaryota, Viridiplantae, Streptophyta, Magnoliopsida, Fagales, Juglandaceae. Bases 291 to 2312 code for a protein of 673 amino acids.